UCAAACAAUAAUUUCAAUUAUCAUUAUCUACCGAUUUCUCGUCAUCAUUUGAGUACUAACAGGCUCUCUGUACUAACAUUUCAGAAAAGUUUCAAGCUACAAUGAUGUUCCAACACCUAUUGAUAUACAUUUCUGUAUUAUUUACAACAAUAUGUUCUGGAACUGAUCAUUUUGAAAUUUAUGGAGGAAAAGAUGCGGUCCUUGGCCAAUUUCCGUUUGAAGUGUCGAUUCAACUCUGUGAUUGGUUUACUUGUGAACAUAAUUGUGGUGGAUCAAUUGUUGCUCCAAACUGGAUUGUCACUGCUGGGCAUUGUUAUUCUAAUUAUGCGAAAUAUAAAGUUGUUGCUGGUAUUGUUAGUCUGAAAGAUCAUAACGAAAACAGACAAGAGCUUGAUGUAAUAGGACACAUUCUUCAUGAACAAUAUAGAGGGUUAUUUUCAGACUGUAUGGAGAAAUUGAAUGAGAUUCUGAAGGUUUCGGGAAAUACAUUUAAUGUGUCGGCAAAUAUUUGCUCUGAUAAUGUCGAAGAAAAUUAUGGCAUUUGUUUUGGAGAUUCUGGUGGCCCACUUGUGUAUGAAAAUAAGCUUGUUGGUAUUUCUUCCUGGGGUAUUCUGCCAUGUGCAUCAAAAAAAGCACCAUCUGUAUACACCAAGGUUAGCUACUAUAGCGAUUGGAUCAAAAACCAUAUAGCGUCGCUCAACUGAGAUAUAUACAUACUCGUAUAUCAUCACAUAUUAAUUACAUUUAUAUUUCAGAAAA
Leptinotarsa decemlineata (Colorado potato beetle) is the source of this 759-nucleotide messenger RNA. Its product is annotated as trypsin-1. Lineage: Eukaryota; Metazoa; Arthropoda; Insecta; Coleoptera; Chrysomelidae. Gene Ontology annotation, molecular function: serine-type endopeptidase activity. The record is from RefSeq and is a predicted model, not a curated record. Gene Ontology annotation, biological process: proteolysis.